CAAAUUCAGCUCCCUUCCCACCACCCCACCAACUGCAGAGACUGUAUUAGCUCUAUAGAGAGGGGAAAAAAAGGAAAUGGCUGACAGCAAUAGCCCAAAUCUUGCUUUUGAAAAAGAAAGCAUCAUUAUUGUGCAACAUGGGAUCUUUGCCCUUCUCCUCAAGACGUUAAGCAAUUACAUCCAAGUGAAGUACCAAUCAAUUCAAGCGUCUCCCAUGGACACACACCAUCUUAUCAUGUUCAUUUUCCUCCUGGCUCUAUUUAUAUAUGCCACGGCAUUGGUGGUUGAGGUUAUGCUCCGAGCUUCUGAAUCAAUCUAUCACACACAUGUUGGCAACAUCCGCCUCUUUGCUGGUGGCUUUGCUGCAAUUUUGCUCCUGGCAAUUCUUUAUCCAAUUAUGGGCUGCAUCAUUUCCUUGAUGUGGGCCUGUUUAUUUGUGAAAAUAGCAUACGAAUCAUUCCAGGAGUUGUACAGCUUUUUAUGCCAAACAGUUGCUGGGGUACUCCACAUGUUGAGCAGGCUAAUUGGAAGUGUGAGAUGCCUUGAAGAAGAGGAACCAAACCAGCCGCCUGCGUAGGUCCUUUAAAAAUCAUGGGUUGUGUAGAAAUAUAUGUUUUUGUAACACAUGUCAUUGUAUUUUGGAGAUAUGCAUGUAUUUUACUUGAUUAGUGGGCCAGUAAAUAAGAGUUUUUACAAGAGAUCGGUGUUAAAGAA
Molecule: messenger RNA, 714 nt
Organism: Populus trichocarpa (black cottonwood)
Lineage: Eukaryota; Viridiplantae; Streptophyta; Magnoliopsida; Malpighiales; Salicaceae
Exons: 2
Coding region: 77-577 (166 amino acids)
Source: RefSeq, a predicted model, not a curated record